AACCUUCGUUGGGGAAGAUGAAACAGCUGAAUUUGGUUCAUUAGUUGAAAACUCGCAAAUCUUACUAUCAUAAUCAUCUCUUUGUGAACUAGAAUAGAAUAUACUUUCGAUUUCCGUUCCGGCUGACCGGCCAAUCACUGUCUAUAUGCUAAUAUUCAGCGUGACCAAACACCGGAACGUCCCCUUUAAUUUGUUCAGCAACCCAGAAGAGAGGACAAGGGGAACAACAUCAACACACAGCCUUGCGCAGGCAGUGUCAUCAUUGUUUCCCAACCAGUCCGUCAGUCACCUGGAUCAACUCUUGUUGUAGUGGACGGGCAGGAGGGAAAGGCAGCAGAAAUACAGGACUCAGGAUGCCUCUGUUCUUUAGAAAGCGAAAACCCAGCGAAGACUCCCAGAAGAGAUUGGAAUAUCAGCUGUGCCGGUCUAAGGAGGCCGGUGCUGAUGACAUCCUGGACAUUUCAGCUUGUGAGCUCUCAGAGGUUCCCUCGAGUGCCUUUUCCAUUUGCAAGGUGCUACAGAAAAAGGUCCUCAUCCUCCAUAACAAUGAGUUGAGGUCGUUAGUGCCCAGAGGAUGUGACAUCAGCACUCUUUCCACUUUAAAGGUUUUGGAUCUGCACGACAACAAGCUCACAUUUCUCCCAGAUAACAUUGGGAAGCUGGCGUCACUGCAGAUUCUGAAUGUGGAGAAGAACCGUUUAAAGGCCCUGCCGGACUCCAUCGGGGAUCUGCGGCUUUUGCAAACACUCAGUUUGAAGGGUAACUGCCUCAGCGAGCUGCCGUCCUCGGUUGGCUCUUUGUGCAGCCUGCGCACCCUGGACCUAAGUGACAACAACAUUGUCCAACUGCCCAAAACUCUGGCUUACAUCCGGACCCUGGAGAGCUUUACGCUCGAUGCUGCCAUGAUGUCCUACCCGCCUGUAUCUGUGUGCACAGAGGGCACAGAGAGCAUCCAGCGCUUCCUAUGCUCCGAGCUGGGAGAGGAGUACUGCCCCCCAUCCCAAUAUCUCCUGCCGGUGCUGGAGAGUGACUGCGGCAAACAGAACUCUGACUCUUUGGAUGGUUUGGAGGAGGCCUGGCAGAACAAAUUCAGCGACUAUGAGAAGAGAAAGGAGGAGAAGCAGCAGCAGAAGCUGGCCUUCGAGCGGCACCUGGUAGAGAAGCAAAAUGAGCAUACACAGCUUAUACUCAUGAACACCUCUCGCAAGGAAAACAUGCUCAACUCGGUCCGACAGGAGCAGGAGCGCCUGGAGCUGGGGGUCAGCCAGCAGCAGAGGGCUCAGGAGGCUGAGAGGCUGCUGGUGCUCGAGAAAGUGCGACAAGCCGAGGACAACAUCAGCAGUCGCGUCAGCAACAUGCUGAUGGACAAAAACAGGCAGAAAAAGAGUGCAGAGUUUCUGCAAUCCAUGGAGGAAGAUCGGAUCCGUAUGGAGCAUCUGGCUGUCAUUACACAGGAAGAAGCUAAUUCACUGAGGAAGAGGGAUGUGGCAGCGGCCAUGCAGAAGAUGCUGUCAGACGGCUGUGCCAUGAGCCUCCUUCAGGAAGCCAGUGACAUUCGCAGACAGAGCCUGGUGUCUGAGGCCUGCAGAAGUAUGGAGAGUUUGGACAGGAAGUUUGAUAAGAUGCUGUCCCUCCAAGUUUUGGACAAAUCUAAAGCCAUUGCCCAAAUAUUACAGGAGGAGGAGAUGCAGAAAGCAGCGUUCCAGGCCCUGCAGCUGCAGAAAGACGCUGUACACGGUUACAUCCGCAACCAGAUCAAGCUCAUAGAGGAUGAGUUAAAGCAGCUGACUAAAUUGGAGAUUAAAAGACGCAAUCUGGAUGCUGAGAACUUGCAGGAGGUUCUGGUGGAGCAGCGCACGGCUCUCAGUGACUUGUUGCAGCAGCUUCUGAAGCAGAGGGACCAGAGGGAGCAGGAGCUGCGGCAGGUUCUGGUGGAGAUGGAGCUCAAGUCUGAGUCCAACCAGCAGAACUACUGGAUGAUCCAGUACCAGAGACUGCUGGAUGCCAAGCCCUUGUCUCUGCGCAUGCAGGAAGCGGGCGUGGAGAAAGAGUUAGUGAAUCUGCUGUGCAAACUGUCAGCUCAGCACUACCUGCCCAUCCUGGCUCAUCAUCGAGUGACCACUGAAGCGCUUCGCCACAUGAACUCCUCUGACCUCAAGAAGCUUGGCAUUAAUGAAAUAGGGAUCCAGAAAGCUCUUCUGAACUGGGCUCGGGAAUACCAGCCUGAAGGAGCUGGUAAGGCUGUUCAGCAGGACGAGGAGGCAGAGGUCACCCCCACGGCUCCGGCCCCUUCCUCCCCUCCAGUGCUUCCCAACAACUUAACCUGCCAGAUCCCCAGCCCACCGCUCACUCCAGGGACGCCCGUCACCCCCUCAGCACCCAGCCCUUUGGAGGGACCGGGGAGCUCCGAGUGUGUAGUCUGCAUGGAGACUGGGUCUCAGGUCAUCUUCCUGCCCUGUGGACAUGUAUGCUGCUGUCAGGUCUGCAGCGAUGCUCUGCAGAACUGCCCUCUCUGUCGGAGCAACAUAUCUCAGCGCAUACGCUUGUACCACAGCUAGAAGAAGCCGUCGUUCGCCGACUACAGCUCUCUUCAUUUGUGCAUGAUCAUAAAGCUGCUGUUACUUAACCUUAUCAUGUAUAGAAAAGGCUUUUAGCAGGUUUUCAAAGAGCUGAGCCACUUUCCUGUAUUAAUCAAACAUUUUUUUGUGAUGUAUAUGCAGAAUUGUGUUUGGAUAGAACUAUUUUUAAAGGUGUUGUGUUUUUGGUUGUCACUAGCAUCCAAGCCUGUUGUGAUUUGUUGUUCCUUUUAAAUUCUAUAAUUUUUAUAUAUAUAUAUAUAUAUAUAUAUAUGUUAAGAGCCAAGUGGAUGACACCACUCACUGUUCUUUGCCUUAUUACACCUUCUCAAUUAAUGUGUGCCUUUCUCUGGAAAUCCCUCUUUUUUUUUUUUUUGUUUAAACAGUUAUUGUGUCGUUCUAAACCAAAGUAACACCUGUCCGACACUUAUGUAAGUUAACUAAAACGUAAUCCGAUGAUUGUUCUUGCUUUUUUUGCUACAUUUGCUGGUUGCCAUUGUAGAACUAAUUCAACAUCCUGCCGUUCUUCAGUCCAUCAGACUUUGUCUUGCCCUCACUGUCAGGUGCAGUUCCCUGCUUACCUUCAGCCUUGGCCUAGAUUGCUGAUUGGAUACCAGAACAUUAAAAAAUAAUGUAUAUAUUAUUUUAUAACAGCUGUAUACUGCUAACUCUGUAUGACAUGCGUGAGUUACUUGCUGUUUAGGGAUAUUGGCUACUUGUGCAGUUAGAAAAACGUCUGUUAAAUUGCAUACAAGUGUAAGGGGUGCUGCUGGGAAGCAGCAUGGUCCCAUUUUUAAUAAAUUAUGUGGGAGACUCAAGUACUCACCGAUACCCAGUCCUGCAUCUUAACAGUAUUGGAGGUGUUUCCUAUACCUCUACUGGUAUCGGACCAACCCUACCUUGGGCCUUACCUUAGUUUCCUUUCCACUUGUCUCUGACAUAUCUUUUGAUCUCGCUGAAUUGUUACAUAUUGUGCACAUUUAUGAACUAACAACACAUUGCCUGUUUGAAACCAUCACUAAUGCUAUUAUCCUCUCUCAAGUGCUCUUAACUUUGACAUCUCAGCAUGUUUCAGGAAAUAUCUUUACAUAUUGUAUACAAGUCUGUUAAAUGUUGUGUGUGAAAGUUUCCUCACCCCGUUUCGCGUCAACAGUGAUACAAAAUAUGUGUGUGUCACUUACUUGUAUUCACAUUGAGAUCAAUGUAAAAGCUUUGUGUUGCUAAAGAGAUACGUUGUCAUUACACAAGCAGCUCCAUCUGUAAAUGUAUUGAAAUAGAGUAUACAAACAGAA
Molecule: messenger RNA, 3868 nt
Organism: Scatophagus argus
Lineage: Eukaryota; Metazoa; Chordata; Actinopteri; Scatophagidae
Gene: lrsam1
Product: leucine rich repeat and sterile alpha motif containing 1
Exons: 25
Coding region: 354-2558 (734 amino acids)
Molecular function (GO): protein binding
Source: RefSeq, a predicted model, not a curated record